CAAUUUUUCCCCCAAAUUCCUCCGAUCUCAUCAAGUGGAUUCUCCAAAUUUAUUUUAUUUUUUAGUUUGACAUACAAUUCGAUUUAUUUUCUAUUCAAUUCGUUCUAUCCUCUUUCGUCUGACGCCUCUCUUCUCGGAAUUCUAUUGAUUCCAAAAAUUCUAGGGUUUCACUGUGAAUCCGUCGAUGCGUUAGAUUUAUUCAUCGAAAUUAUUUUGCAUUUUUUUGGAUUUAUUAUAUAGAAUUGAUUUUGAAACCCUAAUUUUAUCCGGAGAUUUUCGGAUACCUAGGGUUUGCGUAUUCUUGGGGAUUGUUCAAUCUCAAAGCUCCUCGGAUCUGCGAAUUGAUUUAGGGUUUUGAGAAUGGGGAUUAAACGUCCUUUUGAAGAGGGAGAUUUUCCAGAGACCUCUUUCAGGCAACCUAAACGACAGGAUUAUGCCAGAAAGUUAACCUUAAAUGCAGAAGAAUAUCACAUAGCGACUCUGGCAGUUCAAUCCCCUGGUGAAGCAAAGAGCAUGUUUUAUCAGAUGCAUUUUGAGCAGCUUGAAGAUGGCGACAGUGAUAAUGCUUUUGUGCCUGACAAGGAACUGGAAGCAAGUACGCCCUUGUCUUUGGUCACCAGUAGCAGCAGCGAGGAAGAUGUUGUGAUUGACGGAACCUCUGACUGGUCUUGUUUUCCUGGAUAUACUGAUAUUAGUAUUCCAAGGCGUCCCCUGAAUCAAUUUGACGAUCCGUACAUAUCUUUGUUUAACUCUCCUCCUAAGAAACUAGUUCCUCUUGGAUCUGAUCAUCAAGCUGAAGUCCCACCAUGGGAUCCAAAUGCCAGUUACUUGUGUGGUUGUGACAGGGAGGGAAGGCUAGUCGGAACCUGCCUUAUUGCAAUGCCUGACAAUGAUUCAACCAUGGAAGGAGUAGGAGUUGGGCGUGGCAGAACAGAUUGUAGUUGCCUGGAUAUGGGAUCCAUGAGAUGUGUGCAGCAACAUGUGGAUGAAGCUAGAGAAAAGUUACGGGAGACUAUUGGUUACAAGAGUUUUGUGGAGUUGGGUUUCUGUAAUAUGGGUGAGGAGGUCGCAUACCAAUGGACCCGUCACGAUGAACAAGUCUUUCAUGAUAUUGUUUACUCUAAUCCUGCUGCACAUGGUACAAGAUUUUGGAAGUACUUGAGUGCUGCAUUCCCAACUCGAACCAAGAAAGAACUUGUCAGCUACUAUUUUAACGUCUUCAUGCUCCGGAGGCGGGCUGUUCAAAAUAGAUCUUAUUUGUCAGAGAUAGAUAGUGAUGAUGAUGAGGAGGAGCUGGGUGGUGUCUGUGGGGACUCCCAUCAGAACAGAUCAUAUCCAUCAUCAGAUCAGGAAACAGAUAUUGAAGACCAUCAAGGUCUGAAGGGGGAGUUCUAUCUUGUUGAAGGAGAAGGCAAGGACUCCAUGGUUGAGUCGUUCAGCGGCCAAGAUUUAGACGUGAGCUGGGUGGAUGACUACUGGUCCGAGUCCCAAAAUGGCUGCGGAGAAGAUGAGGCGAGCAAUCUAAAUCGCGGUUUCUCUGAAGGUAAAGUGACGAAGUUAGAUGUUGUCGAGAUGAACGGUGGAGAAGAUGAUGAGACGUUGCUUGAGGACCCUGGGUUGUAUACUUGAAUUUUUGUCGCCUUGAAAUCCUGUACAAAAAAAGUAGAUAUCUAUUGGGGCGGAGGAAAGUGAAGGCUAAAUGUUGCCUGGCCUCAAAUGCCCAACAUAGUAAAGUGAACCAAUUUAUUUAUAUACAUAAGCUCUCACUUUAGUGUGUGAGAGUUGGCCAAAAGGUGAAGUGGUAAUGUCUGAUGCCAAAGGUGUCUUGGGUUUGGGUACGAGUCCAUUGUAGCGCGGUCUUUUUAUUCAUAUUCAUUUGGCCAUUAAAAAAACUCUCUUAUUAAUU
Messenger RNA from Salvia splendens (bonfire salvia), 1906 nucleotides. RefSeq lists its product as uncharacterized. The record is from RefSeq and is a predicted model, not a curated record. Bases 361 to 1629 code for a protein of 422 amino acids. The transcript is spliced from 3 exons. Lineage: Eukaryota; Viridiplantae; Streptophyta; Magnoliopsida; Lamiales; Lamiaceae.